GCCAACUUUUGACGUCAUCACAACCAGGAAGUGCUGGUCUCACAACAAGGACGGCAGCUGCGUGCUCCCUGAACUUAUCAGACUGAGGGGCAUGGCGGGGCCGGUGGUGCUGAGGGCUCUGCAGACUCUGCGCCCCCAGUGUCUUACCGCGACCUCAGGCAGGUUCCCGGCCCCGGUGGAGUCCGUGCUGCGGCCGGCUUCAUGUGUGUGGUACCCCCCCUGGAGGAGGAGCACUCCUGUCAGCUCGUUGCACAUGUGCUCUGCCUUAUGUGCAGGACACAACAAGUGGUCAAAGGUGAAGCACAUUAAGGGACCUAAAGAUGAGGCGAGGGGCAGGAUGUUUAUGAAGUUUGGUAUGCUGAUAAAGAUAGCUGUGAAAGAGGGUGGAUCCAACCCAGACAUGAAUUUAAACUUAGCCCACAUACUGGAGCAGUGCAGAAGCAAGAACAUGCCCAAAGUGUCCAUAGAGGCUGCAAUCAAGAGUGCGGAAAAAGCCAAACCAGCGACCCAGCACACGAUUGAAGCUCGGGGGCCCGGUGGAUGUCUGCUGCUUAUUGAAGUCCUGACUGACAACAACUCACGCUGCCAGCAGGAAAUCAAACGCCUGCUUAUCAGGAAUGGAGGGAUGCUGUCAGACGGAGCGCGACACAACUUCAACAAGAGGGGCGUGGUGCUGGUGUCCGGCAAGAACGUCUCUACAGAGCGAGCUCUGGAGCUGGCCAUUGAGGCGGGAGCUGCGGAUGUCCAAGAGACUGAGGAUGAGGAGGAGCAGCCUGUGCUGCAGUUUAUUUGUGACAUGAUGGACCUGAAGAAGGUACGCGCCUCAUUAGAGGAGCUGGGAGUGCAGAUUACAUCUGCUGGGUUGGAGUUUGUUCCCCGCACCUUCUUGUCUCUGGACGAGGGCCAGCUGGAUGCUGCUUCAGCGCUAAUAGAAGCUCUUAAUGACUAUCCAGAUGUAGUUAGAGUGUGGGACAACAUCCAGGCUGACAGCUGAGGACUCCUUCUAGACACCUGGUGGACACAGACUAUUGAAAGGAUUUGACAAGUAUCCUAUAUUGGUUACUGUUGAUCAUUGUCAAUAUGUAUACAUAUAUGUAUAAUAUGAAGGUAUUGGAAGCAAGAUGAAAGUGUGAUCCUUGUUAAGAUGUAAUAGUUUAUAUUGUCUGACUGCACUAAUCAGAAUUUCAUUAAGAUUGAGCCUCAAGCAUACAGAAGAAUCAGUGGAACUCUUUACCACCUUUGCUCUCUGGGUUUUUCCCAUGUUUCCACACUUUUAGAGUGAAAUAACUUCCACAUCUGCAUUUCUUUGGUAGAUGUUCUGGAAGUAAGUCUUUAAAAGUUGGUUAAGCCAUUUCAUUGGCUAAUCAUACAUAUAGUCCAAGACAAAUCAAAAUGUUCUGUCAAAAUGAAAUUUCACUUUUACUAGUUUGGGAAGGGAGCAAUGUAUUAACAAGGAUCAGUUUAAAAUAAAGUUUCAUUUAAAGAUCCA
Molecule: messenger RNA, 1489 nt
Organism: Larimichthys crocea (large yellow croaker)
Lineage: Eukaryota; Metazoa; Chordata; Actinopteri; Sciaenidae
Gene: taco1
Product: translational activator of mitochondrially encoded cytochrome c oxidase I
Exons: 6
Coding region: 92-994 (300 amino acids)
Cellular component (GO): mitochondrion
Source: RefSeq, a predicted model, not a curated record